Lachancea nothofagi CBS 11611 is the source of this 954-nucleotide messenger RNA. The record is from the annotation of a GenBank genome assembly. NCBI's taxonomy places the organism in Eukaryota, Fungi, Ascomycota, Saccharomycetes, Saccharomycetales, Saccharomycetaceae.
AUGCACAGAACUUAUUCCUUGAGAGCUCAAAGAGCUCCUACUGCGUCACAAUUGGCGAGUCCCGCUCCUCCUCCUUCCUCGACCAGAUCCAAGUUUUUCGGUAAGGCUUCUAUGGCUACGUCUUUCCGUAAGAAUGCGGCUGGGAAUUUUGGACCAGACUUGGCGAGAAAAUUGUCGCAACUUGUAAAGACCGAAAAAGGUGUUUUGAGAGCUUUGGAAGUGGUGGCCAUUGAGCGUCGUGCCGCCGCGAAGCAAUUGUCGCUAUGGGGUUUGGACAACGACGACGAUGUCUCCGAUGUUACCGAUAAACUAGGUGUUCUUAUCUACGAGCUAGGUGAAUUGCAGGACCAGUUCAUCGACAAGUACGACCAGUACCGUUUGACCCUAAAGGGCGUCAGAAACAUUGAAGCUUCUGUGCAGCCUUCCAGAGACCGCAAGCAAAAGAUCACCGACGAGAUCGCACGUCUUAAGUACAAGGAACCCACCUCCCCCAAGAUUCCUGUCUUGGAACAGGAACUAGUGCGUGCCGAAGCCGAGUCGCUAGUGGCCGAAGCCCAACUCUCCAACAUCACUCGUGAAAAGCUAAAGGCUGCUUUCAACUACCAAUUCGACUCCAUUCGCGAGUUGGCCGAGAAGUUUGCCCUCAUCGCUGGAUACGGUAAGGCUCUCUUGGAAUUGCUCGACGAUUCUCCAGUCACUCCUGGUGAGACCAGAUUGGCCUACGACGGUUACGAUGCUUCGAGACAGAUUAUCAUGGACGCUGAGACCGCUUUAGAGGGCUGGACUUUGGAAGCUGCUGCCGUUAAGCCAAGCUUGUCUUUCCACCAAACCGUUGAAGACGUUUACGAUGACGACGUUGAAGAAGAAGAUGAAGCUGCGGCCGCUGAACAAGAAUGGGCAGCCGAACACGACGGUGGUGAAGAAGAAGAAGUUGAGGCUGCUCCAAGAGUUUGA